Bactrocera oleae (olive fruit fly) is the source of this 1678-nucleotide messenger RNA. It is a transcript of the gene Scsalpha1, whose product is annotated as Succinyl-coenzyme A synthetase alpha subunit 1. Gene Ontology annotation, cellular component: succinate-CoA ligase complex (ADP-forming); mitochondrion. The record is from RefSeq and is a predicted model, not a curated record. Gene Ontology annotation, biological process: tricarboxylic acid cycle. Lineage: Eukaryota; Metazoa; Arthropoda; Insecta; Diptera; Tephritidae. Gene Ontology annotation, molecular function: succinate-CoA ligase (ADP-forming) activity; succinate-CoA ligase (GDP-forming) activity.
UGGCUGCAUUUUACUUUACUGCUGUCAACAUCUUUUUAAAAGAUUCGAAUUAGGAAUGGCGGCUACAGCUAGAUCACUACUAAAGCUUCGAGAUAGUAUCUCCGUUGGUGUACGUUUUGGGUCAGAAUAUGCCAAGACGCGUGGCAACUUGCAAUUAACAGCUGAUUCACGUGUUAUAUGCCAAGGCUUUACCGGUAAACAAGGUACUUUCCACAGCCAACAAGCUUUAGAGUAUGGCACCAAAAUCGUUGGUGGAAUCUCUCCCAAGAAAGGCGGCACUACACAUCUUGGUCUGCCAGUAUUUGCUUCGGUAGCUGAAGCGAAAAAGGCAACCGAUCCUCACGCAACUGUUAUCUAUGUGCCACCACCUGGUGCAGCGGCUGCUAUUUUGGAAGCUCUGGAAGCCGAAAUUCCAUUGAUUGUUUGUAUCACCGAAGGAGUGCCUCAGCAUGAUAUGGUACGCGUAAAACACGCUCUAUUGAGGCAAAACAAAUCACGUCUAGUUGGUCCCAAUUGCCCCGGUAUCAUUGCACCUGAAAGAUGCAAGAUUGGCAUCAUGCCUGGUCAUAUCCACAAGCGUGGUAAAAUCGGUGUUGUAUCCCGUUCAGGUACACUCACAUAUGAAGCCGUGAAUCAGACUACUGAAGUUGGCCUUGGACAAACAUUGUGUGUUGGUAUCGGUGGUGAUCCGUUUAACGGUACCGACUUCAUCGAUUGUUUGGAAAUAUUCUUGAAGGAUCCAGACACUAAAGGUAUUAUUCUAAUCGGUGAAAUUGGUGGUGUGGCUGAGGAAAACGCUGCCGAAUACCUGACACAAUAUAACACGGGCAUUAAAGCGAAACCGGUCGUAUCAUUUAUUGCCGGUCUAUCCGCUCCCCCCGGUCGCCGUAUGGGUCAUGCUGGUGCCAUUAUCUCUGGUGGUAAGGGAGGUGCUGGUGAUAAAAUUAAAGCUCUCGAACAAGCUGGUGUUAUUGUAACCAGGAGCCCUGCACAAAUGGGCAAGGAAUUGUACAAAGAGAUGAAACGUCUGGAGUUAGCCUAGAAUUUAAUGAAAAGCUAGGAGGCAGCAGCAUAACUCAACCGUUCAACAACCGAAAUGUACAUUAAGGGGAAGGCACAUAUUAAAGCGAUCAACUAAGUAAAAAGUUAAAUGUGGAAUAUGACAGCUUGUUUGGUGAUAAAUGAAAGAUGAUUGAAAAAAUAUAAAAUAUAAAUUAUACGAUUACUAAAGCAAAUAAAACAAAAGUAAAAAAAAAACAAAAACGUACAGUGAACAUUUCCAUACCUAACUGCCGAGAAUAAAAUGCGAAAAUUAUGAACAAAGAGAUCUUAAACACAGUUGCCACAAUAAUAAAUAGUCAAACUAAAUUCAUAAAAUAGUAAAUAUUACCACCAAAAAAUUAAUAUACUCGGGCUCCAGCCAAUAUAUUUAUAAUAUAAAAUGUAAGCAUUAUUUCUCUGCACUCUCUUAAUGUUUUGCAUGAACAAGUAACUACACUAAAUAUGCACUGAGUUAAGAAUAUACACAGCACUUUACACUUACAUUACUUAAGCGAUCGUGCAAACAAUUUUUGCCUAGUUCAAUACUUUUAUUUCAAACGUGAGCUGCAUGCAACAGCAUCCUAUUUGCCAGCAAAAAAAAAAAAACAAGUUUUUACUAAGCUAAAUAUGUUUAAUU